AUGGGACAGAUGGCAAUCUCCAUGACAGGUAGAGUACCAGGAAAUUUACCCAGCAACACUGAAAUCAACCCUAAGGAGCACGUAAAGGCUAUAACAACCAAAAGCAGAGUACAACUACCGAAGAUACAUGUAAAAAGAUCGGUAGCUAGCAGGGAAUCAGCACCAACCGCAGACGACGAGAUUGUGGAACAGACUGAACAAACAACAAGGGAUGUGCACAAAUUGGAUCAACAAUAUAGUAAGUUUCUUGAAGUUUUCAAGAAAUUACACAUCAACAUCCCAUUUGCUGAGGCACUUGUUCAGAUGCCAAGUUAUGCGAAAUUCCUAAAGGAUAUCCUCUCCAACAAGAGAAUGAUAGAAGAAAUCGAAACAGUGAUGCUAACUGAGGAAUGCAGUGCCAAAAUUCAGAGAAAGCUGCCUCCAAAACUAAAGCAUCCAGGGAGUUUUAUUAAAGAGCAGCUUAUAUUGAGGCUUGGCGAAGAGCAAAUCUUUUUCAACGUGUUCAAGGCAAUGAAAUUUCCUAUUGAGUCCGACAGCUACUUCCAUAUCGAUCAACCUCCCAAAUUGGAACUCAAGCAAUUGCCACCACACCUUCGAUAUGCUUACCUGGGGGAAUCUUCUACACUUUCGAUUAUUAUUUCAAGUAUUGUCAGUGAAGUGGAGGAAGAGAAACUACUUCAGAUGCUGGAGAGACUAGCAGGGCACUCGCAUUACUAUUUUCUAGAUGGGUAUUCCGGGGCAUUUUGGUGCUUCGAAAACAGCGGCGAAGAUCCUUCAAUCAGGUUUUUAUUGGCCCACACUAUUUUAGGAUGCCUUUGGAUUCGUGAAGAGUGGUUUGAGGCAGUUACAUUACCUACCAAUGAUGGGAAGGUGGUGAUUGAGUUUCUAAAGAAACAUAUUUUUACCUGCUUUGGAACACCGAGGGCUAUAAUCAGUGACGGGGGCAAACAUUUCUGCAAUCGCCAGUUUGAACAAUUGUUGACUAAAUAUGGCAUUAAACAUCGUGUAGCCACUGCAUAUCAUCCCCAAACUAGUGGACAGGUCGAAGUGUCUAAUAGGCAAUUGAAGCAAAUACUCGAAAUCACAGUUGUGGGUGAAAAAUGUCUACUACAACUUAAUGAGCUGGACGAGCUCAGAAUGGAAGCCUACGAGAAUUCAAGACUUUACAAAAAGUGCACCAAGAAAUGGCAUGAUAUGUACAUUCAGAUGCGUGAAUUUACGGUUUUUCCACAUGGGGCAGUUGAGAUCACUCACGACAGUAAGAGGACAUUCAAGGUCAAUGGACAGCGUUUGAAGCACUAUUGGGGCGGCGAUUUUUCAAAGGAAAAGUCUAUCGUUCAUCUUAGACCGCCAGAAUGA
This is a messenger RNA of Olea europaea var. sylvestris, 1359 nucleotides long. RefSeq lists its product as uncharacterized. The transcript is spliced from 9 exons. Gene Ontology annotation, molecular function: nucleic acid binding. The record is from RefSeq and is a predicted model, not a curated record. Gene Ontology annotation, biological process: DNA integration. Bases 1 to 1359 code for a protein of 452 amino acids. Lineage: Eukaryota; Viridiplantae; Streptophyta; Magnoliopsida; Lamiales; Oleaceae.